Molecule: messenger RNA, 1284 nt
Organism: Gastrolobium bilobum
Lineage: Eukaryota; Viridiplantae; Streptophyta; Magnoliopsida; Fabales; Fabaceae
Exons: 1
Molecular function (GO): catalytic activity
Source: RefSeq, a predicted model, not a curated record
AUGUCUUUGCUGGCUUGGAAUUGUCGCGGGGCGGCAAAGAAAAGGUUUUUGGGAACCUUAACUAGUAUGAUCCGAAAACACAGAAUAAAUUUGACUGCUAUUUUUGAACCUAGAAUAAGUGGUGAGAAAGCUCAAAAGAUUAUUAAAAGAACAUGGUAUAACAGUUGUAUUGUGGAAGAAGCUCAAGGUUUCAUGGGAGGGAUCUGGGUUUUGUGGAACAAGGAGUUCUGUAAUGUUACGAUUUUGGAAAAGAACAUGCAAAUGGUUCAUUUGAAAGUUUGUUUCUCCGAUAAUGUUGCGUUCUUAUGCACAUUUAUUUACGCCAAUCCUAGAGAAGAGGUGAGACGUAGCCUUUGGCAGGAUCUUCGUCGGAUUGCUGAUUCUAUGAAUGAGCCCUGGCUUAUCACCGGUGAUUUUAAUGAAAUUGCUUCCCCUUUAGAGAAACGUGGAGGUGCCCCGGUAGAUUUAUAUAAAUGUAACAGAUUUGCUUCUUUGCUUACGGAUCUGAAGAUGAUUGAUUUGAAUAGUUCUGGUUCGAGAUUUACUUGGCGUGGUUCUCGUUUCCUGAAUAUGGAUAGAGUUUUCAAACGGUUAGAUCGUGCUUGCAGUAACGAUUUAUGGAGGGUUACAUUUGAGGAGGGUCAUGUUAGAGCCCUUCCUAGGUUAAACAGUGACCAUAACCCCUUUCUUAUAUCCUUGUCUUCUUCAAAAGAUGAAUGGAAGGAUCGUCCUUUCCGUUUCCAUUCCUUUUGGCAGGACCAUAUCCUGUUCAAUCAAUUUUUAAAGGACAAUUGGCACGUGCAUAUGAACAUUACUGAUUGUUUGAAGGUUCUUACCCCUUGCAUUAAGGAGUGGAAUAAGAAGGUGUUUGGGAAUAUUAAGCAUAGGAAGAAUAAGUUGAUGAGAAGACUUGAAGGUAUUCAAAGAGCCAUUUCUGAGCACAAUAAAGAUUAUCUGGAGAAAGUGGAGUGCAAGAUCAAAGCUGAACUUGAGGAGGUCCUUGAUCAAGAGGAGUUAUUAUGGUAUGAAAAGUCUCGAACUCAGUGGAUUAAUCAAGGUGACAGAAACACGAGAUACUAUCAUACAAAGACUAUUGUCAGAAGGAAAAGAGGUAGAAUCAUGGAACUCAAGGAUGAUAAUGGAAGUUGGAUUCAUGAAGAGGAAGGCCUGGUUAAGAUGAUCCACAAUUUUUAUAUUAAUCUUUUCAAAGAUGAAAGCUGUCAUCGUGAGUGGAUCAAUACUAGAUGGCCUAUUGUUCCUGAGGAAGUCAUGGAUAAAUUAAGG